Camelus dromedarius (Arabian camel) is the source of this 9710-nucleotide messenger RNA. It is a transcript of the gene PEX19, whose product is annotated as peroxisomal biogenesis factor 19. Gene Ontology annotation, cellular component: peroxisome; peroxisomal membrane. Bases 45 to 881 code for a protein of 278 amino acids. Lineage: Eukaryota; Metazoa; Chordata; Mammalia; Artiodactyla; Camelidae. Gene Ontology annotation, biological process: protein import into peroxisome membrane. The record is from RefSeq and is a predicted model, not a curated record. The transcript is spliced from 8 exons.
GCGCCGCUGAGUCCCGCCUCCUACGGCAAGUCGGAGGUGGCAAGAUGGCCGCCGCUGAGGGAGAUAGUGGUGUCGGGGCUGAAGCGGACCGGGAAUUGGAAGAGCUUCUGGAAAGUGCUCUUGAUGAUUUCGAUAAGGCCAAACCCUCCUCAGCACCCCCUCCUACCACCACGGCUCCUGAUGCAUCAGGGCCCCAGAAGAGAUCACCAGGAGACACUGCCAAAGAUGCCCUCUUCGCCUCCCAAGAGAAGUUUUUUCAGGAACUAUUCGACAGUGAGCUGGCUUCCCAAGCCACUGCAGAGUUUGAGAAGGCAAUGAAGGAGCUGGCUGAGGAAGAGCCCCACUUGGUGGAGCAGUUCCAAAAGCUCUCUGAGGCUGCUGGGAGAGUGGGCAGUGAUGCGACUUCCCAACAAGAAUUCACUUCUUGCCUGAAGGAGACAUUAAGUGGACUAGCCAAGAAUGCCACUGACCUUCAGAACUCUGGCAUGUCAGAAGAGGAGCUGACCAAGGCCAUGGAAGGGCUAGGCAUGGACGAAGGGGAUGGGGAAGGGAACAUCCUCCCCAUCAUGCAGAGUAUCAUGCAGAACCUGCUGUCCAAGGAUGUGCUGUACCCGUCACUGAAGGAGAUCAUGGAGAAGUAUCCAGAAUGGUUGCAGGCUCACCAAGAAUCUCUACCUCCUGAGCAGUUUGAAAAAUACCAGGAACAACACAUUGUUAUGGGCAAGAUAUGUGAGCAGUUUGAGGCAGAGACUGCCACAGACAGUGAGGCCACUCAGAAGGCUCGUUUUGAGGUGGUGCUGGAUCUUAUGCAGCAGCUACAGGAUUUGGGCCACCCUCCAAAAGAGCUGGCUGGGGAGAUGCUCCCUCCAAACACUGCAUGAGGACAGAGAGGAGGAGCGAAGAACAAAAGGGCCCCGCCUCUGAACCGUGUGCUGUUGGUCCUGCUGCCACUUUUCUUUUACACAUUCUCACUCUGCUUGGAGAAUCUAAACAGAUGCCGCUUUAGUUUUGUUCCCAAGGCAUUCAUUUUCAUUUUGAUUUUGAUUGAACAUGAUCAAAUUGAUCUCAGGUUACUCUCUGACCCAAAAAUACUAUUUGAAUUAUUCUAGGACUCGUGGAAAGAUAGAAUAGUCCUUCUCAAACUGUCUGUGGUAAAGGGUCAGGUUUUCUGUUUCAUAAGUAUCCAGUCCUUUAUAUACUAGAACGCGUUCUGUGUGCAGUUCACACGUUGGGCUACCCACUACACAAGUCUGACAGCACCGAAGCGGCCAGACCCCUUUUGCAGGAUAAGGCCACUGGUUAUGCAUUUGGAUAUCACAGCAAUGUCAAAAUGCUAAAAUGUGUCUGAAAACUCUCAGUUUCUAACUUACCUUGUCGCAGACUGGUAAAAAAAAAACUGUUCACAGACCAGUACAAGUAUUACAGCCACCUGAGUAGGGCCGCUCUGGGGCUCUCCUCAGUCUCGCCACAGCUGCGUCAGCCAGACCGGAUACAUUUCUAUAUGUGUUUUUCCACGUGAGGUUUGCUUCUGGUGAACUUUUUCUUCAGCAAGAAUGUAUCACUAUAAGGACAUUCUCUACUAUUUUUCUAGCCUUCCUUUUCUGUUACUUAAAAAUAACUAUGACAAAGCUUACAUUUAAGCUGUAUGUGAAGUGUUAUGCUGCUCUGAAACUUUAAAGGAGGUGCCCCUUUAUUCCAAAAUUCUGUAUGUUAAAAAACAAGUUUGUGGUUGUUCGAAUGCUUUCAUGAAUUAAGAAUCAAGUUACACAGAAUUUGUGAUAAUGGGGUCAUUUUCCUGUGAUUCCAGAAUGUUCUGGCAAGGGCCCCAUAAGGGGCUUGUAAUACGCUGUUUAGAUGGCUUUUGGGGAGCUUAGGAAAAACGAUGGCCCACAGUAAAUGGGAGUUGAGAUGACAGGCUAUAUGAGGAAUGAUGAGAAGGCUUAGAGGAUGUGGGCAUGCAAGAAUGAAUGCAUAUUACACUGCAAAACCACCCAGUUGACUAUGUUUCUUAGGAAGGCCUUGGGAAAAAUUUUUUUUUGUAAAGGAAAGGCACUAAUGAAGGGGUCACAGCAUCUUGGAGAAGUUUAGAAGUAGCUGUCUCUGUGGGUGGAGACUGAUGCAAGGGGAUAUUUAAGAACUGUUUCCCUUGGAAAUAGUGGGGAUGAUAGGAUCCUGGCAUAGCAGAAGCCAAAUGGCAACACUGAACUCUCAGAAGCAGGGUGGGUGAAUUUCUAUAAGGGCAGGAUGGUCCAAGUGGAGAUGGCUUACGGAAUAUGGGUGGUCCUAGGAACCAUAUAGAUGGACAGCCAAGGAGGGUAUUGAUUUACAUGUAAUUAAGAACGAUCAGGGAUGGUUGAACAGAAGGAUGAGAUCAGUAACUUCAGUGAAAAGUCACAAUUUCUUGCCCAGUUUCUAGGCCUGAGACAGUUCUCUGAUCAACCUAUCAAUUGAAAGCACCAUUUACUUAGUUAACCAUACACUAGGGAAAGAAAACUACCCAGGGUUUUUUUGAGUUGGAAUACAGGGUCUGAGGUGACACGGAUACCCAGGGACCCAAAGCACCACCACAGCACCUCUCCUCCCUGGACCCCCCCACCCCCGUUACAGUGGGGAAAUAGGGGAUCAGAUAAUAAAGAAGUGCUUACCCAAGUCUGUCUUACAGUGAGUCCAAAAACCCACUUUAUGGCCAUUUUUAUAGUUUCUAAAUGUAUAAUCAGAAUGGACAUAUUUGGCAUAUUUCUGUCCAUAGUUGGACAGAAAGGCAAGUAGAAGCCCCUGGGGGAAAUGGCAGCACUUAAUUACACUCUUAAGAACUUAAAAGGAUGCAGGGGUGUUGAUCCCCAUCUUAACCUCAUUUAGUUUCACCUGUCUGGCCUUUGUAAAAACUGGAAGGACUCUGGUGGAUUACAGUGGACUGCUGCAAACUUAAGCAAGUAGUAGUCCCAAUUGUCCUAUGUUGGAUGUAUUUUUUUUACUGGAGGGAGUACACAGCCUUUAGUAUAGGUAUGUGGCUAUCGAUAUAUACUGUCUGGCCUUUUUUACAGAAAGUUUGCUGAUCCCUGACCUAGUGAGUAUGUUCUUUAAAUACCAAUCAGGAAGAAGUAUCCGAAGCAGUUUGCAGUUGCAAGUAAUGGGCAACAGUAUAUGUUCACAGUCUUGAUCUAGAAAUAUGUUAAUUCUCCCCAUCUCUGUCACAGUAUAGUCCAAAAGGACCUGGAUAUUCUGUAAAAUAUCACAUUUGUUUGCUUUCUUAAGUGUAUGCUGCUGAGGUAUUAAGGAUAUGCUAAUGAGAUCUGUAUCUGAUCUGUACAAGCAGUAUCAAGUAUUCUGUAUUCCCUGGUGAGACACAUAAUACUCCAGAGGGUGGGAGAUAAAUUCUUCAAAAGAUACAGGGCCCUGCCACAUUGGUUAAGUUUUUAGGAUCUGGAGCAUUCUGGGACAUCCUGUCUAAAGUAGAGAUAAGUUAUUGAAUCUUGCAUCUUUUACUCCAAGAAAGAAGCACAAUGCGUUGGUAGGCCUCUUCCAAUUUUGGAGGCAGCAUAUUCUGAACUUGGGAAAGCAAGAAAGGCCUCUCUGGCAGGUCCAGGCUAUGGUACUGCUUGGGCCAUAUGCCCUGGAAAAUUCCAUGGUACUAGCGGUAUCUGGUAGGAAAAGAUGUGUGUGGAUUCUCUGGCAAUCCACAGUAGAGGAGUUUCAGCACAGACCUCUAGGGUUCUGGAGUAAGGUGAUGUUACCUGCAGUAGAGAAAGUUUCUCCAUUUCAAAGCAUCUCCUGGCAUAUUAUUAGGUCCUGAUAGAGAUUCAGUGUCUGACCACAAAAUACCAAGCAAACAAGUGACUGUUGCUGAGUAGCCCAUACAACCAGCCUGUUAUUGUCAGGCCUGCCAAGUCCCAACAUUGGAUGGAUACAAUAGCAAUAUAUAUUACAAUGGAAAUCGUUCAUUUUGGAAGAAGCCCAAAUAAACUUGGUGGGCACAGGUAAGUAAAAUUGAGCAAAGGGCCCUGGACCGCCACAUUACCAACAUCUGUUGCACUAAUACUUUUCUCUUAGCUCGUACCCAUGGCAACCAUUUGAGGGAGGAAAAAAAUUCAGGUCUAGUUUGUGGAUGGGUUAGGCAAGCCAAAUAUGGACUGCAGCUUCUCAACAACCUUUUCCAAAGUGGUCCUGAAAGACAGUGAUGAGGGGAAAUUCUCUCAAUGAGCAGGGCUUCAGGCAAUUUACCUGACCAUCCACUUUGGAGAGAGAAGUGGCCUGAAGCAAGGAUAUACAUGAACUCACAGUCAGUGGCUGGUCGUUGGGGGCCCAGAAGGAACAAGGUAGGAAAAUGGGGGGAACUAGGUCUGGUGCAGAGCCUUUGGGUGGAUCUAUGAGUGGGACUUGAAAGCAUUCACCAGAAGAGUGCUAAAUAAUAUCCACAUGGAGAGGAUAAUUUAGUUGGGACGAUCUCAGCUAUCCCAGUUCUUGUACAGUGUGUUUAUAAAUAGAUUCACCGUAGUGGCAGAGAUGGAGGCUGUUUUAUUGGCCUGUUAAUAUGGACUCCUCUCUCACCCAAGGCUGACCUAGCUACUGCUAUGUCCAAUGUCCAUCUUGUCAGCAUCAAAGAGCAGUGCUGAUCCCCUAGUUCAGUACCAUUGUUCAAGGAGAACAGCCAGCCAUUUGGUGGCAAAUUGAUUACAUUGAACCUUUUCCAUUUUGGAAAAGGAAAACAAUUUAUUCUGAUCAGGGCUGAUAAAUAUUUUGCUUGGCCUAUCCUGUCUAAAGUGCCUGAGCCAGUACUACCAUCCAAGGACUCAGAGAUUUGAUCUACUGGCAUGGGGUCCUACACAAUAAUGCCUUGGAACAAAGGACCCACUUAAUGGCAAAGCAGGUAUAGCAAUGCGCACAUGACAGUGAGAUCCACUGUUCUUACCAAAUACCUUUUCAUCCAGAAUCUUCUGACCUGUUAGAGCGGUAGGAUGGCCUUUUGAAGUUCAUUUGUGAUACCAGCAAGGAUGGAGUGCUGUCCUUCAUGAUACAGUAUCAAUCUCCAUGACUUUAAUAGGUGAUUUAUCCCCAGUAGGUAGAAUUCAUGGGCUCUGGAGCCCAGAGAUAGAAAUAAGAGUGACCCUAUUCAACAUCACUUCCAGUGAUCCACUUAAGGAAUUUGUGCGUCCCAUCCUUCAACUUUAAAUUAUGUAGGUCUAGAGGCCUUGUUUCCCAGAGUGGAGAUGCUUCUACCAGGCACAGCAAAAAUCUCAAUAAACUUAAAGAUAUGGCUGUCAUCUGGUCACUUUGGGUUCCUAAUGCUGAUAAACUAUCAGGCAAAAGAAGUUACCAUAGUGUCUGGUAUAGUAAACUGUUUGUUAUGAGGAGGUAGGAUUACUACUACAUUAUGAGCAAAGAGUAAAGUGUUUGAUGCACAUACGAUCCCUGGGUUAUCUCUUGGUCCUCCUAUACUCACUUUUAAUUGUGAAUAAGUAAACAGGUGCAGCCUGAUAGGGCAUGAUCUCCAGGGGCUCAGAACCUUCAGAGAUGAAGGCCUAGAUCACCCCACUAGGAAAAUCAUCUAGACUAACAAAUUAUAGUCAAGGAGGAGAUGAAUAUAAAAUAGGUGGUUUAGAAAGAAGAUGAUGAAUAUCAUUUGCAGCUUCUGGACCAACUGCAGCAACUCUUGUGUUUCCAAAAAUUAUGACUAACCUGACUGCUGGAGAAACUGCCUGAACAGAGUGAACUUAAUGUGCAAAGCAAAUGGAUCUGUGCAAUGCUAGAGGUAGACCAUAGUAGGCAUUGUUUGUACCCUGUCCAGAUCCCCUUUACCAGGAAGUGAGUGUUGGCUGCUGAUAGUUCACAGCUGCAUUCUCUUGAGAAUUGCGCUCUAUGCCAAUAGGAGCCACUUCUGGAAACCCCUAGAAAGUUGUGCCACAACCUGUGGGUGGUGACAGCACCACAGCCAAUGGAAUGAUGUCAAUUCCUGCAAUGACGUCAUCUGGGAUUCUGAUAGGGAUUGCACUAUCAGUGAUGAUAUGCAACCAGUAAUUGUGUUAUCAGCAAAUGACACUAGGGUACAACAUUCCUUCCUGCUUUGAGGUAGGACAAAUAUGCCAUUUGUGUGCCAAGAGUUCCCAGUGGAAGCUAAACUUAUCAGCUGAACCCAUAUCUUUGCCUAACUUUUCCCUCAUCCUGCUUCCCUCACUCCAUUACAGCUUUUACUUGAGGGCACUCCCUCAAUAAACCACUUGCACAGAAUCCUUUUCUUGGACUCUGCUUCUAGGGAAUCCAGCCUAAGACAGGAGAAUGGUGGUGUCAAGUAAGAGAUUUGAGUUUGACAAAAGGUGGAGGAAAGAACCAAAGUGAGUUCCAUCUGGGAACGUUAACAUGCCGUUGGCUGGAACAGAAGGGAACAUCCUCAACCUGGUAAAAUGCAGCUGUGAAAAAUCUACAGCUAACAUCAUACUUAAAGAUCAGGAACAAUACAAGGACAUCAGCUCUCACCACUUCUAGUCAACAUUGUGUCAGAGGUCCUAGCCAGGGCAAUUAGGCAAGAAAAAGAAAAGACACUUAGAUGGAAAGAAAGAAAUAAAACUAUAUUUGUAGAUGGCAUGGUAUAGGAAAUCCUAAGGAAUCCACUAAAAAAACUACUAGAACUAAUAGGACUUAAGAUCAAUUUACAAAAAUCAGUUAUAUUCCUAUGCAUUUGAAUGAACAUUUCAAAAAUAAGACUAAGAAAACAAUCCCAUUCACAAAAGCAUCAAAAAGAAUACUUAGGAGGAAAAAUGAGUAUUUAGGAACAAAUUUAACAAAAGAAAUGCAAAACUGUACUGUUAAAACUACAAAAUAUUGUUGAAAGAAGGAAGAUCUAAAUAAAUGGAAAAACACCCCAUGUUCAUGGAGCACAAGACUUAAUAUUGUUAAAAUGGCAAUACAGAUCUUCCUUGAUUUAUGGUGGAAUUACAUCCUGAUAAACCCAUCAUAAGUUGAAAAUACCUUGUGAAUGCAUUUAGUACACCUAAUAUACCAAACAUCAUAGCUUAGCCUAGCCUACUUCCAACAUACUCAGAACACUUAUAUCAGCCUACAGUUGGGCAAAAUCAUCUAACACAAAGCCUAUUUUAUAAUAAAGUACUGAAUAUCUCAUAAUUUAUUGAAUAUUGUACUGAAAGUGAAAAAGAAUGGUUGUAAGUAUAUUGAUUGUUUACCCUUGUGAUCACGUGGCUGACUGGGUGCCUCAGAUCACUGCUGCUGCCCAGUAUCAUGCAAGAGUAUCAUACUGCAUGGCCCAGGAAAAGAUCAGAAUUCAAAAAUCAAAGUACAGUUUCUACUGAAUGCUUAUCACUUACACACCACCAUAAAGUCAAAAAAAAUCCUAAAAUCCAUUGUCAGUUGAGGACUCUCUGUACUCCUGAAUCUCCAGAUUCAAUGCACUCUCUUUCAGAAUCUCAUCUGACUUUGUGGAAAUUGACUAGCUAAUUCUAAAAUUCAUAUGGAAUCACAGUGGACUCAGAACAAGAAAAUAAUCCUGAAAAAGAAGAAUAAAGGAGGACUCGCAUUUCCAAUUUUAAAACUUAACUACAAAGCAAUGGUAAUCAAAACAAGGUGGUAUUGGCACAAGAAUAGACAUAGAUACCAGUGGAGUAGAAUUAAGAGUCCAGAAAUAAACUAAAAACUCUAUAGUCAACUGACUUUUUUAUGAGGGUGCCAAAAUCAUCCAAUGGGGAAAGAAUAGUCUUUUCAACCAUUGUCCUGGGACAACUAGAUAGCCAUGUGCAAAAGAAUGAGUUCAAUCCUUAACCUCAUGCCAUAUACAAAAAUUAACUUAAAAUAGACCAAAGACCUAAAAGUAAUAACUAAAACCAUAAAGCUCUUAGAAUAAUACAUGGGGUAAAACCUUAAUAACUUUUAAUGGCUAAGGAUUAUUAAAUAUGACACCAAAAGCAUGAGCAACAAAAGAAAAACAUAGAUAAACUGGAUCUCAUCAAAAUUAAAAGUUUGUGCUUCAAAGCACACUAUCAAAAAAGCUCAAAGACAACCCACAAAAUGGGAGAAAAUAUUUGCAAAUCAUAAAGGACUCGUAUCUAGAAUAAAUACUCUUAUAAUUCCAUAAUAAGACAAGUAACCCAAUUUAAAAAUGGGCAAAGGAUUUGAAUAGACAUUUCUCCAAAGAAGACAAAAAGUCCAAUAAGCGUAUGAAAAGAUGCUUGACAUUGUUAGUCAGCAGGGAAGUUCAAAUUAAAACCACAGUGAGAUAUCACUUCACACCCAUCAGGAUAUCUAGAAUCAAAAAGUUAGAUAUCACUUCAACUAAAAAAGAAAUAACUCUGGAAUUAAAAAAAAAAAAAAAGUUAUGGUGCAGCCACUGUGGAAAACAGUAUGGAGAUUCCUCAAAAGACUAGGAAUAGACUUACCAUAUGACCCAGGAAUCCCGCUCCUGGGCAUAUAUCCAGAAGGAACCCUACUUCAAAAUGACACCUGCACCCCAAUGUUCAUAUCAGCACUAUUUACAAUAGCCAAGACAUGGAAACAGCCUAAAUGUCCAUCAACAAUUGACUGGAUAAAGAAGAUGUGAUAUAUUUAUAGAAUGGAAUACUGUAUAGCCAUAAAAACUGACAACAUAACGCCAUUUGCAGCAACAUGGAUGUUACUGGAGAAUGUCACUCUAAGUGAAGUAAGUCAGAAAGAGAAAGAAAAAUACCAUAUGAGAUCGCUCAUAUGUGGAAUCUAAAAACAACAACAACAACAACAAAAAACAAAACAAAACAAAAAAUAAAUACAAAACAGAAACAGACUCACAGACAUAGAAUACAAACUUGUGGUUGCCAGGGAGACGGGGGGGUGGGAAGGGACAGACUGGGAUUUCAAAAUGUAGAAUAGAUAAACAAGAUUGUACUGGGAAAUAUAUACAAGAUCUUGUGGUGGCUCACAGCUAAAGAGAAUGUGACAAUGAAUGUAUGUAUGUAUGUAUGUUUAUGUAUAACUGAAAAAUUGUGCUCUACACUGGAAUUUGACACAACAUUGUAAAAUGACUAUAACUCAAUAAAAAAAAGUUUAAAAAAAAGUUAGAUAUCAAGCAUUGGCAAACAUGGGGAGAAACUGGAACCUUUAUACACUGCUGGUGUGAAUGAAAAUGGUACAACUGCUGUGAAAAGCAGUCUGUCAGUUCCUCAAAUGAUUAACAUAGGGUUAACCAUAUGACUCAGCAAUUUCAUUCCUAGGUACAUACCCAAGAGAAAUGAAAUGAAACAUAUGUCCACACAGAAACUUGUACAGAAAUGUUUAUAGCAGCAUUAUUCAUAACAGCCAAAAGGUAGAAGCAACCCUAACAUCAAUCAAUAGAUGAGUGGACAAGCACAGUUGUAUAUCCAUGGAAUAAUAUUUGGCUGUGAAAAAGAGAAUGAAAUACUGAUGCAUGCUACCACAUGGAUGAACCUUGAAAACAUGCUAAGUGAAAUAAGCCAGAGACAAAAGGCCAUGUACUGUAUGAUUCCAUUCAUAUUAAAGUCCAGAAUGGGGAAAUCUAUAGAGACAAAGUAGAUUAGUAGUUUCUUAGAGCUGGAGAGGGAUGGGAAGAUGGGAGUGGUGAUAGCUAAUGGGAACUGGGUUGCUUUUUGAGGUGAUGAAAAUGGUUGAAAAUUGACUGUGGUGAUGGUUGUACCAAGAGCCAUUCAGUUGUACACUUUAAAUGGGUAAAUUGUAUGGUAUAUGAAUUUCAUCUCAAUAAAGCUGUUUUUUAACAA